Messenger RNA from Naegleria lovaniensis, 1479 nucleotides. RefSeq lists its product as uncharacterized. The transcript has a single exon. The coding region runs from base 1 to 1479 and encodes 492 amino acids. The record is from RefSeq and is a predicted model, not a curated record. NCBI's taxonomy places the organism in Eukaryota, Heterolobosea, Eutetramitea, Acrasida, Naegleriidae.
AUGAUUGUUUCCAGAAUUGUCUAUGCUGCAUUUGAAGGGAACAUUGAGGAUAUCAUUCAGAAAAUGCCAUCCAGUGCUAAUGAUUCUCUACUCUAUGGAGUUUUGAAAAUAAUAUCAAUGAAACUCCAUGAACAAUACAAAUCAACUGAAAUUAUUCCAUUAGUAUUGGCCUUUGAUGAAUAUCAAUUGGCUACGAGACAUAUUUCAGGACUACACACCACAAUCCAACACAAAUUAGGAUGGUAUAUGAGACAUGUGCAAUUCCAACACCAAAUUUUACUCUUUCCUGCUUUUGCAGGAACCUUGAACGAAAAUGACGCGAAAAUGGAACCAACACAAUAUACACCCGCAACAUUGCCACUUCCAUCAUUGAGAUCGAUAGAUAUCCAAGAGAUUAUGCAAGAUUUGGGCCUGUCAGCACUGUACGAGAGAAAUAGGGAGUUUUGGAAUGCCAUUGGAGUCGUACCUCGGCAUUUACAGUGGGCUCUAGAAGGCUAUGAUGUAAAGAAGCAAGAGUUACAAAAUAUGGUAGACAUUUUCAAUGAAGAUACUGUAAUAUCCAGCAUAUAUUACAACGUAACAAACACCGUUCAAAGGCAAUAUGGAAGUGAUUUACAAAAACCAACGGAUUACUUUGUCGAAUUGGCUCUGAGAACAUUAUCUGGAUUGAGUGAAACGGAACAAGAUGACAGAAUUACCAAGUACAUCCGUGAAGGAAAGGUAUAUGACACUAAUGACUUUGUUGGGCUUCCUCUCGUAGUAAUUGAUAUCUUGGCAACAAAGAAGGAUUGCAUUCCAAAGCAGGUCGUGACGGAUUUCAUUACAGCAACAUCAAAAAAACCCAGAUGGGAAAUAUUUGAGGAAGUGUGUAUCAAAACAAUGACGGCUAGAUUUAAUGUUUUGUACACUGUCAACAAAUCAACGACUGUACCUUUUUCAAGGUUGUUUAAGGGCGCACACUUUGCAAAAAUGGGAAGAAUUCUUUUGGAAACUACUAAUGAUGAGUGGUUUAGGUAUUGUUGCUUGGAUUCAAAAAUAUCAGACAGCAACGGAAAUGCAAAUAACGAACUUCUCACACUGAAUCAUUUGGCAAAGACGAAAAAGAAUCAUAAAGAUAUUGAUGGAGUAUUUUGUCCUUUAAUCAAUGUUAACACAGGCAAAAGAAUUGUCUUUGUUGUGCAAAACAAAUUUCAACAAGAAGACUCGGAGAAAACUUUGCUCUCACCAGGCGAGAUUGUGGAGUAUUAUGAAAAUGCGGCUAAAACACCGUUCGAAAACUCUGAGACUUUUGUAAUCAUUUUCACAAACAAAAAAAUAUCCAAAUCAACAAGAGAUAUGAUAGAAAAAGGAAAAAUUACAACCACCAAAGAAAAAAAGGAACUUGUAGUCGCUACUGAUAAGUUAAUAGUUGUAUCUGGUGAUUGUUUUGAUAAUUUCUUUCAUCCUUUCGUUGCCAAUAUUUUGCUUGGAGGCCAAUAA